Messenger RNA from Akanthomyces muscarius, 1035 nucleotides. RefSeq lists its product as uncharacterized. NCBI's taxonomy places the organism in Eukaryota, Fungi, Ascomycota, Sordariomycetes, Hypocreales, Cordycipitaceae. The record is from RefSeq and is a predicted model, not a curated record. Gene Ontology annotation, biological process: intracellular protein transport; vesicle-mediated transport; vesicle fusion. Gene Ontology annotation, molecular function: SNAP receptor activity; SNARE binding. Gene Ontology annotation, cellular component: membrane; SNARE complex; endomembrane system. The transcript is spliced from 3 exons. Bases 1 to 1035 code for a protein of 344 amino acids.
AUGUGGCGAGACCGCACUAACCUGUAUAUUUCGUACCGGCAGUCGUACGCACACCACCCUACACAACGAAAUAAAUACGGCGGUGGCGCCUCCGGCACCGGUGCGUACUCCGAUGCGUACUCGUCAAGCAAUUAUGCCAGUGAGGAUCGGCGCGGCCUGCUCUCGGGUGGUGCCUUCGACGACGAUGGCGACGCGGUAAUCGAAAUGGACCUGCUGCCUCCUCGAUGGGCUGACGUAUCGGAUGAGAUUACCGAUCUGCUGGCCGACAUUGCGACGAAGGGACAGCGGUUGGAGAAGCUACAUCAAAAGCAUGUCCUGCCCGGGUUCGAUGACGACGAAGCGAAAAGAACCGAGGAGGCACAAAUUGAACAGCUCACCCAAGAAAUCACAAAAGGGUUUCAUGACUGUCAUCGAUGUAUCCAACGCGUGGAGCAGAUGGUUCGCGAAUCCAAGCAGUCGGGAACAAUAAGCCGCGCUGAAGAGACGAUGGCCAAAAAUAUACAAAUCUCCCUGGCUACGAGGGUGCAGGAUGCUAGUGCAAACUUCCGCAAGAAACAGAGCGCAUACCUUAAAAAACUUCGGGGCAUGUCUGGUCUUGGACAACUAGCCCUAGAUGCUCGAUCAUCCUCACCAGCUCCAGGUUCAUACUUCGAUCCUUCGAUGCAGGAGUCUGAUGCUGAUAGGUCUUUCUCGCAAUCCACACUUCAAGUUGCUCAACAGAGGCAGCUCACAUCAAACGACGCAGCUAUAGCUCAACGAGAACGCGAGAUCGAAGAUAUAGCUCAGGGUAUCAUUGAGCUGUCGGACUUGUUUCGCGACCUCCAAAAUAUGGUCAUUGAUCAAGGCACUAUGCUCGAUCGUAUUGACUACAAUGUCGAACGGAUGCAUACAGACGUUAAAGGUGCCGAAGUUGAACUCAAAGUUGCGUCUGGCUACCAACGGAAAUCGACAAAGCGCAAAAUUAUCCUGCUACUCGUCAUCCUCAUUGCCGGACUUUUCAUUGUGCUUCUGGUGAAGCCAAAGAGAAACAGCUAG